Molecule: messenger RNA, 5371 nt
Organism: Pongo pygmaeus (Bornean orangutan)
Lineage: Eukaryota; Metazoa; Chordata; Mammalia; Primates; Hominidae
Gene: PROSER3
Product: proline and serine rich 3
Exons: 11
Coding region: 442-2595 (717 amino acids)
Source: RefSeq, a predicted model, not a curated record
GAGCGCGCCCCCCCACCCGCCCCACUGCCCCCGCAACAGAAAGAAUGGUAGUUAGACCGGGGUCGGGACAGGACUUCUGCAGCAAGAAGGCGCUUAAAAAGCGGGACUUUUAAGAGAGGGUACUUUAGAUCACCUCCUAACCGCAAGCCCAGCCUCAGAUCCUUCCCAUUGGUGCACGGUCUUGCCAAUUACUGCUACACGCGGCAGGUUCUGCAAUCAAACACGCCCUGUCGAGCAGGCAGUCGUUCCAGCCAAUCCUGAAACACCUCCCUCCGGGUACUUUUGUUUCCUCUCUUUCAUUGGUCGCCUUGGAGGCCGCUCGCUUCCUGCGCGGGCACAGAGAGGGGCGGGGCUGAUAGGGCGUUGCUAAGCGACGGAGAUGCGCUCAGGGCCUGUUCGGUGAAGGAGCAGAGGUGCCGGAAGCGCGGAGGGAGCGGCGGGAUGGACCGCAGCCUGCCAGUUUUCUCCAUUCAAGAUAGUCCCUUUGGAGAUGCGCCCCUGGGUCGAAGCCACUACUGGCCAUCCCGGAGCCAGACCUGGUGUCCCAAGACCCUGAACCCAUCCAGGUCUCAGAGAUCCAGGCUCCCACAAGCUCCCAAGCCUCUAGCCACAGGUCCCAACUCCUCUGAGCUGUUUGAGGAGUCCUGGCCAUCCAGUUCAGGGACCCCUUCCCCACCCAGCACCACUGAGGGACAGAUGGGGGCCUCCCCAGCACCCACCCUGAUUGACAGAGGGGACUCCGUGGUGGCCAAGUAUAUAAACAGGUUCCGCCAGGCUCAGCCCACCAGUCGAGAGGAGCGCCAGCCUGCAGGCCCAACCCCAGCUGACUUUUGGUGGCUGCGGUCUGACUCUCCAGACCCCAGCAGUCAAAGUGCAGCAGCAGGAGCCAACAAACCAGAAGGAAUACCCCAUACAGCUGUCCCUACUGCGGUCAACGUGACCAGUGCAUCCCACGCUGUGGCUCCCCUUCAGGAAAUAAAGCAGAACCUCCACACAUGGAACUCAUCCCUGCUGGACCUGGAGACACUGAGCCUACAGAGCAGAGCUGCCAGGCUGCUCAAACGCAGCAAAGCCUCCAUCUCCUCCUCCUCCUCCCUCAGCCCCAGCGAUGCCAGCACUUCCUCAUUCCCCACCAGUUCCGAUGGCCUCUGUCCCUUCUCGGAGACCUUCAUCCCUGACUCCAGCAAGGGCGUUGGCCCCAGGGCACCCGCAUCCCCGGCACCAGCCCAGGCCCAGACCCCCACCCCUGCUCCAGCCCCAGCCUCCUCUCAAGCACCCCUUCAGCCAGAGGAUGACAUUCUGUACCAGUGGCGGCAGCGGCGGAAGCUUGAACAGGCUCAGGGAAGCAAGGGUGACAGAACUUGGGUGCCACCUCUGACCCCUGCCCUCUGCACUCUGAUCUCUCUUAUCUGUCUACAGACCUCUCCUGCUCCAGUGGAGACCCUCAGUUCUCUGGGGACCCAGCCUAACCAUGUCCCACUGUGGAGCAGUGUGGCCCAGCAUGGUCCACCAGAGGCCUUCUAUGUGGAGAGGCCUCCUUUUCCCUCAGUGUCCUCUCCACACAUCUUUUGGGCCCCCAGCUCACAUGGGUUCUUCUGGGCCCCACAGUCUGGGCCUUGGGUAUCCCUUGGGGCUGUUCCUCCCACGCAGCAGGCCUCCACCCUAGCACAUCUGGGCUGUACUCUCGCGCCCCCGGCUUCCCUGGCCUCCACCCUCGAACCCCCAGCCUCCACCCCGGCUCCCCUGGCCUGUACCCCUGCACCUCCAGCCUCCACCCUCGCAUCCCCAGCUGUCCCCCAGGGCCUGCCCAUCCCUGAGCCAAGUAGCUAUGCCCAGCCUAAGAGCCUGGGGCCCAAGUCUCGGAGGAGCAGAGCCCCUCGCCGAGAGGCUGCCGAGCAAGUCCCUGCAGCUGGCCAGGGACCUGGCCCUCAGCUCAGGGGUGUCCUGGGCCAGGUAGUGGCAGCUCGGCUGUUCCCUGACAGCCUGGAGGACACGCCUCCUCACUCCGAGGGCCCCCCUCCACCCAAGGCUGGAUCUCCGAAAGUCCAGGCCACACAACCCCAAACCAAGGUCACUCCCCCUCCAUCUGAAUCCCAGUGUCGGGCCAAGGCCGAGUCUCUGAAAGCCAAGGCCUUGCCUCCCGCAGCGGGGUCAGUGAUACGGAAGAGCGAAGCCACUCCUUCCCCUGGAGCCUGCCUGCAGCCCGAGGUCCCACUCUCUCCAGCUGAGCAGGCAUCCACAGUCAAGGCCUCGCCGCCUGCCUUCCAGGUGGGGUCUCCGGAGGCCCCGGCCCCGCCCCCGCCCGCUGCUGACCACGCCCCGUCGGAGGCCCUGCUUGCCCAGGCCGCCCUGCUGCUGCAGGCUGCAGAAGACUCCGACGGCAGCGAGUUCCAGGACGAUCCCGUGCUGCAGGUGCUAAGAGCCCAUAGGGCAGAGCUGAGUCGGCAGAAAAGGGAAGCGGACGCCGGAUUAUCGUUCCUGUUGGACCAGGCUGAAGACCCGGGAUCUUGGUCCCCUCCAGCCGGGUCGCCCCCUAGGUCCCCAAGGAGGCUGCUAAGAAGGGAAGGAGAUUCCCUGGAGGCCAGAAGACUUUGAAUUGUACAGAUUCUAUUUUACCCAGUGAGGCUUUUUAUUUUUUUUUUUUAAUACGGUUACUGGUUAUCUGUGAGAAAGGGGUUGUUUGGAAAGGCUAAGGGGUCAUGCCAAUUUAAGGAAAUGCCCCCCAUCCUCCGCUGCCCUGUGGCUCUGCCCUGCCCCCCACCCCUUCCUGACCACGGAAACAAGAUCUCCUUUCUGGUUAUAUCUUCCUCGGGGCAGAGGGAGUUUCAGACAAGAAUUCUGGCAAGACUGGGACUCACCUUAUCUGACUUCACUCAGGAGCCCUGGCUCAAAUGGACCAAAGGACUGUCCUCCGGGGAAGAAGCUACUAGGGUCAUCAGAGUGUUGGAUGAUGGUCAGGCCAUAGCCCACACAUGCUUGAGCAGAAGCAGCAUCUGGUGCAGCUGACCCCUCCCUCCUUGAAGCACUUUCUCUCCCUGCUUCCAGCACUUCUCUCUGCACCUCUCUGGUCAGGCCUAGUCACUAGCUCAGCAUGUCAACUUUGGCAUGACCCAGGGCCAUGGCAUUGACAUCUCUAUCUGCACCCACCCAUAGGUGCUCUUGUCUAGCUUAAUGACUCUAAACCCCGUCUCUAUUCUGAUAAUCCUCAAAUUUCUGUCUCUAACCUAGACCUGGCUGCGAAAACUUGGGCUCCUACCUCAUCACCAUUUCUCCGCAAGGGUUUAAAAGACAUCUCAAAUUCCAUAGGUCCUAAACGGAGUUUCCAAUCUUUCCCCCUAAGCGUGCCUCUCCCCAACUUUCUUUUUUUUUUUUUUUUUUUUUUGGAUGGAGUCUAGCUCUGUCACCCAGGCUGGAGUGCCAUAGUGUGAUCUCGGCUCACUGCAAGCUUCACCUCCCGGGUUCAUGCCAUUCUCCUGCCUCAGCCUUCUGAGUAGCUGGGAUUACAGGCACCUGCCACCAUGUCCAGCUAAUUUUCUUUGUUUGUUUGUUUGUUUUGAGACAGAGUCUUGCUCUGUUCCCCAGGCUGGAGGGCAGUGGCACGAUCUCGGCUCACUGCAACCUCUGCCUUGCAGGUUCAAGCUAUUCUUCUGCCUCAGCCUCCCUAGUAGCUGGGACUACAGGUGCGUGCCACCACACCUGGCUAAUUUUUGUAUUUUUAGUAGAGGCAGGGUUUCACCAUAUUGGCCAGGCUUGUCUCAAACUCAUGACCUCGUGAUCCUCCUGCCUCAGCCUCCCAAAGCGCUGGGAUUACAGGCAUGAGCCAUCAUGCCUGGCAAUUUUUUGUAUUUUUAGUAGAGAUGGGGUUUCACCAUGUUGGCCAGGCUGGUCUCGAACUCCUAACCUCAGGUGUCCCACCCACCUCAGCCUCCCAAAGUGCUAGGAUUACAGGUGUGAGCCACCGCACCCGGCCUUCACCUUUAAAAUCUAUCCAGAAUUCAACUGCUUCUCCCCUUCUACUGCUCGCACCUCAAUCUAGGCUGUCAUCACCUCCUAUCUGGACUGUUGGAAAACUUACGGUUUUUAUAAACCUGAUAUUCUUUGAUACACUUCCCAUCAAGAGGUACAGUCUGUGUCCCUUCAUCUUGAAACUGGGCCCCUCAACAAAUAAAAUGCAGAGGAAGUGAUGCAGCUUAACUUCUAAAGUUCAGUUAGAAAAGAUGAUUUCUCAGCUGGGCAUGGUGGCUCACGCCUGUAAUCCCAGCACUUUGGGAGGCUCAGGUGGGCAGAUUACUUGAGGUCAGGGGUUCAAGACCAGCCUGGCCAACAUGGUGAAAUGUCUCUACUAAAAAUACAAAAACUGGCCGGGCAUUGGUGGUGGGUGCCUGUAAUCCCAGCUACUCGGGAGGCUGAGGCAGGAGAAUUGCUUGAACUCAGGAGGCAGAGGUUGCAGUGAAAAAAAAAAAAGAUAAUUUCUCUCUCUCUCUUUCUCUCUCUCUCUCUGACACUUACUUUAGAGGCUACAUUAAAAAAAAACUAGUUGCCAUGCUAGGGAGGGGUUUGGGUUACACAGGUGUAUGCACUUAUCAAACUUAGUGAAGUGUGUGAAUUUCAUUGUAUGUGAAGUUUACCUCAAAAGAAAAUAUUGAACGCCAGUUAAAGUUACGCCUGUAAUCUCACUUCUUUGGGAGGCCAAGGCGGGAGGAUCACUUGAGGCCAGGAGUUUGAGACUACCCUGGGCAACACAGCAAGACCUGUUUCUACAAAAAUAAAUAAGUAAAUAAAUAGCCAGAUGUGGUGGCACACGAUUUGCAGUCCCAUUACUAGGGGCGGGGAGGGUCGCUGAGGCGGGAGGUUUACUUGAGCCCAGGAGUUCAAGGCUGUAUUGUAGUGAACUAAGAUCAUGCCACUGCACUCCAGCCUGGGCUAUAGAACUAGACCCUGUAUUUAAAAAAAAGAAAAGAAAAAGUAUGUACACUGAAAUAUUUAGGGAACAAUAAACCAAUGUUGACAAUUUAUUUUGAAAUGCAUCCAGAGAUGAGUUGGGUUGAUGGAUAAAUAGGGUAAUAGGUAGAUGUGAGAUAAAGCAAAUACAGCAAAAUGUUCACGGUAGGAUCUAAGUGGUGGAUAUGCGGGUGUCCACUGUAAAAUUUUUCAACUUUGCUGUAAUUUAGAAACUUUUCACAGCCGGGUGCGGUGACUCAUGCCUGUAAUCCCAGCACUUUGGGAGGCCAAGGCAGGCAGAUCACGAGGUCAGGAGAUCGAGACCAUCCUGGCUAACACGGUGAAACCCCGUCUCUACUAAAAAUACAAAAAAUUAGCCGGGCGUGGUGGCGGGCACCUGUAGUCCCAGCUACUCGGAAGGCUGAGGCAG